AUCAGGAUGGGUGGAUGAGGUAACAAUAACAGAAGCAUGUUUCAUCAUGUAUUGGCUUAUAACACCUAUGAACUGUUCACACAGCUAAUCAGCAGUAAUAGCAACCUGCUACCUACUGAACCAUUUUCAGUCAGCAGUGACUUGUAGGCAUUGCCGUAGAGGUGCCUUUUUAGGAAAGAUCUGAAGGAGAAUAAGGGGGUAGCCAUGUGGAUUUUGAAAAGGAAUCUUUCCCUUGUGUAUAGGUAAGCAUAAGAGAAAGUGUGAAGGAAGCAGAUAAGCAGGUGAUGAAGACUGGCAUCCUUGGCAGAGCAAAGGCAGGGGUUUACCUCAUAAUAGAACAGUUAAUUAGGUAGAUCUAAAUUAAGAAAGGCCAUAAAAAAAUCAAGGAAAAGUUUGUAUAGUAUUUGUUGCAGUGGAGGAGGGAGAGCCAAUGGAGGGACUCAAAGAGGGGAGUAACGUAGUUAGAGUGAUGAGCCAGGUAGAGUAUCUUAGCAAAAGUAAUUUGAACAGAAUUGCGGGGUUGCAGCAUCAAGGCCAAAGGGAGUAUCUAUUCUUAAGGUCCUGCACUCCAAAACAGCUGAUGCAGGUAGAGUGAGAGUCUGAAAGGUUGCUGGGUUGCAGACUUACUGUAUAAAAAUGGUUAUCUUGCUAUGGCUGUAAGGCUUCAAGCUGGGGAGAAAUGAAAAGCGAUUAUGCUUCUGCCAUUAUAUCAAUUAUGUGGUACAUUUUAAAACCCUCUUUUUGUCAUCCCAGUCACUGCAAAGCAUGUUAUCAAUUUACACCGUGGAAAAAUAAGUCCCUGCUGGGGACUUGCAACACACAUCUGAUUUCCCCUCAUGCCCUACUGUACAUCAUUUUAAAAUGUUCAUUGAAGCUUCGGUCCUGCAAAUGCACAGCACACAGAACUGUGAUUUCUUCAGUGGGAGUUUUGCACAUGAUGAUUUGCAAUAUGAGGUCCAAAAUUGUCAGCACUGAUAGGUCUGGUCUAUUAACUCUGUUCUGAUGCCAAUUACAGUGUAGUACAAUAGUAACACACCAAAUUCUCAUUCUAGGGCUGCUGAGCAUCCUGGCUACAUGGCGGGCAUCAGUGAGCAGUAAGAUAAAUAGUGAAGUGACAGCAAGGAGUGAUGGUCCUUAAAGAGUUUCUGGAUUUCAGUGACCCCUUCAAUACUGAAGUUAAGCCAAGAAUCCUACUUAUGGGACUGAGAAGAAGUGGGAAGUCUUCCAUUCAGAAAGUUGUCUUUCACAAAAUGUCUCCAAAUGAAACCCUUUUCUUGGAGAGCACUAACAAGAUCUGCAGAGAAGAUGUUUCCAACAGCUCCUUUGUUAACUUUCAGAUAUGGGACUUUCCUGGACAAAUUGACUUCUUUGACCCUACGUUUGACUAUGAGAUGAUUUUCAGAGGCACUGGAGCACUGAUAUUUGUCAUAGAUUCUCAGGAUGAUUAUAUGGAGGCCUUGGCUAGGUUGCAUCUCACCGUGACCAGAGCUUAUAAAGUGAAUCCAGACAUAAACUUUGAAAUCUUUAUUCAUAAAGUGGAUGGUUUGUCUGAUGAUCAUAAGAUUGAAACCCAAAGAGACAUUCACCAGAGGGCAAAUGAUGACCUUGCAGAUGCUGGAUUGGAGAAAAUUCACCUCAGCUUUUAUCUGACAAGCAUAUAUGAUCAUUCUAUAUUUGAAGCCUUUAGCAAAGUGGUACAGAAACUGAUUCCACAGCUCCCAACACUGGAAAACCUCCUUAACAUCUUUAUCUCAAAUUCUGGGAUUGAGAAAGCAUUUCUGUUUGAUGUAGUCAGUAAAAUUUAUAUUGCAACGGACAGUACUCCAGUGGAUAUGCAAACUUAUGAGCUCUGCUGUGAUAUGAUAGAUGUUGUUAUUGAUAUUUCUUGUAUCUAUGGGCUCAAAGAAGAUGGUGCGGGAACACCUUAUGACAAAGAAUCAACAGCAAUCAUAAAACUGAACAAUACAACUGUCCUUUAUCUAAAGGAGGUGACAAAAUUCCUUGCUCUUGUUUGCUUUGUAAGAGAAGAAAGCUUUGAGAGAAAAGGACUAAUAGACUACAACUUCCAUUGUUUUCGCAAGGCCAUACAUGAAGUAUUUGAAGUGAGAAUGAAAGUAGUAAGAUCUAGAAAACAUCAGAGCCAGAUGCAAAAAAAUAAAAGAGCCACCCCUAAUGGCACACCUAGAACACCACUGUAGCUGAAGUUCUAAUGGCAUUGUUGACAGCAAGGCUCUUGUUGCACUGACUGAAGGGGAAGAGAAAUGGGACUGAUAUAUUACAUGGAUUUUCCUCCCAACCCCUCAAAAAGGCACCAUUUAAACAUUUUUGUCCAGUCAAUUUUUUCAUAUACAGUGAGCACUUUGAGCAAAAUAUUGUAUAUAAACAUUGAGGUGAAUAUAUGUUCUUGUAAGAAUUCUCUUAAUAUAUGCUGUAAACUUUUUUCCAGACCAUGUUAAGAAAAAUCAGCUGUGACAGAAAUGUUGGGUACAUAAUUUGCACUUUUUUCGUGUUCUCCUCGUGGAGUUAAACUUUGCUAAACUUAGUUUUUUAUGCUGAUUUUCAUGCAUGGUGUCAGGUAAAAUAUAUAGUGUAGUUUAUAUACAUGCUACAAACAAAUUGUUUACUAAACAAUCAAGAAAACUUGAUACAAUUACUUUUUUAAAAUUUAUGACAGAAUACAUAACAUUCAUACAAAUCUAACUUCAUAUAUUUUUUUUCAAUUUGUAAGUUGAAGAAUUCUUAUUUUGAAGUAUGAUAGCAAUAAGAGCCUUACCAACUGGUAGGUAAAAAUUAGGUUUUGUAAAACAGGCCUUUGGCUAAACUCUACCCAAACUGCUCCAUAACACUGGUAAUGCCCUCUCAGUUGGGCUUUUUAUUAUAAUUUACCUCAACAUAUAUCUCUAAAAUAACUUUCUAUACAGCUAUUAUUUUGUAAUACUGCUUUAUGUUGCAUUGGUGUUUUUAUAACAUUUCAGGAACAGGGUGUGUAACUGAAGGAUUUUAUUUAUAUGCUUAGUUUGAGCCUCUACAGUUGGAGGAAGAAAAAGGUUGUAUUUCAUUUCUGCCAUACCAAUAUAAUAUAAAGUUUCAGGUAUAUUAAAGCAUUAGAGGAAAAUCCUAAAGUUGCUCAUGCUGGGGCCCAGUUAGACUUGCUUUACUUGGGUCAAAUCUCCCUUUGAUUUCAGAGGGAGUUCUUAAAUAAGGACUGAAGGAUUGGUCUCUUUUACUCUAAUCUACAUAGAUAUAGCUACUUUCUGUUUUAACACUGAUCACAACGGCAAAUCUGUUCUUGCAGCAAUUACGGCACUACUCACCCCAUAAAAGAGGGCAGGGAGAAGUAAAACAUGCCUUCUCAAUUCUGUAUUCAUUUUAUAGUUGUAGCUUAAAGAAUAGCUCUGCCAAAUGAAAGAGCACACAAGGGAGAGCAGCUCCUGUACCCACGCCUCCCUACAUAGGGCUUAUGUGCACAUAGUUCUAGAACAGCUGCAAGAGUUGACUGAAUAAUCUCGUAGCCAGAAAAGAUAAGGGAGAACCACUUUUGAAAGUUUCCUUUUUUAAAAAGUACACAUUCAGUUAAAACAAAUUAGGGUGACUAGAUGAGAGAUGUGAAAUAUUGGGACGCUGGGUGCCGGCAGAGCAAAAAAAACCCCCAAGAGCCGGUGGCGGAGGAAAAAACAAAAGCAAAAAGCAAAAAAAAAAAAAAAAAACAAGAGCCCCCGGAGCAUAGGAAAAA
This is a messenger RNA of Malaclemys terrapin pileata, 3733 nucleotides long. RefSeq names its product Ras related GTP binding D (gene RRAGD). NCBI's taxonomy places the organism in Eukaryota, Metazoa, Chordata, Testudines, Emydidae. Gene Ontology annotation, molecular function: GTP binding; GTPase activity. Gene Ontology annotation, cellular component: nucleus; lysosome; Gtr1-Gtr2 GTPase complex. The transcript has 7 exons. The record is from RefSeq and is a predicted model, not a curated record. Bases 1128 to 2198 code for a protein of 356 amino acids. Gene Ontology annotation, biological process: regulation of autophagy; cellular response to starvation; cellular response to amino acid stimulus.